Pyrgilauda ruficollis (rufous-necked snowfinch) is the source of this 3115-nucleotide messenger RNA. RefSeq names its product lin-7 homolog C, crumbs cell polarity complex component (gene LIN7C). The record is from RefSeq and is a predicted model, not a curated record. Gene Ontology annotation, biological process: neurotransmitter secretion; maintenance of epithelial cell apical/basal polarity; protein localization to basolateral plasma membrane. The transcript has 5 exons. Gene Ontology annotation, molecular function: L27 domain binding. Bases 116 to 694 code for a protein of 192 amino acids. Lineage: Eukaryota; Metazoa; Chordata; Aves; Passeriformes; Passeridae. Gene Ontology annotation, cellular component: cell-cell junction; synapse; MPP7-DLG1-LIN7 complex.
AAAGCUCCAAGUUCUCAUGGCACAUGGAAACAUUAACUACCAUCAGAAAUAAUUUGAGUCUUGGGGCUGUGGUACUUGAGUGUUUUCCCAUGAAGGAUUUGUUUCCAGUGCGUGGAUGACCAGUCUGUGCGGUUCAGACAUCUGCAGAGCAAUUGAAUUGCUGGAAAAAUUACAGAGAAGUGGGGAAGUGCCACCACAAAAGCUACAGGCAUUGCAAAGGGUUCUGCAGAGUGAAUUCUGUAAUGCUGUAAGAGAGGUGUAUGAACAUGUGUAUGAAACUGUGGAUAUCAGCAGUAGCCCCGAAGUCAGAGCUAACGCAACAGCAAAGGCCACGGUAGCUGCGUUUGCUGCUAGUGAAGGUCAUUCUCAUCCCAGAGUGGUUGAACUACCCAAAACAGAAGAAGGUCUUGGCUUCAACAUUAUGGGAGGCAAAGAACAAAAUUCUCCAAUUUAUAUCUCUCGAAUUAUCCCUGGAGGUAUAGCUGACAGACAUGGAGGCCUGAAACGUGGAGACCAGCUGCUUUCCGUAAACGGAGUGAGUGUGGAAGGAGAGCACCAUGAGAAAGCAGUGGAACUGCUGAAGGCAGCUCAAGGGAAGGUUAAAUUAGUUGUGCGAUACACACCAAAAGUCCUGGAAGAAAUGGAGUCCAGGUUUGAAAAGAUGAGAUCAGCAAAACGAAGGCAGCAAAAUUAACACUGUGUGCAAUAACUUAAAGAGAAAAUAUAUAUUCCUUUUGCAUUUUGUAGUUUCUUUGUGACUCAGUUGAUCCAAUGCCUGUCAUGAGACAUUGUCCUUUUAGUAGAGUUGUGGAACAGUUGAGGUUGGAGGGACUAGAUCUAGUCCAUGCCCCAUUGCCCAGCUGAGAGGAGGGCCAGCUGGAGCAGGUUGCUCAGGAGUGAGACAAGCUGGGUUUUUAAACAUCUCUAAAGGAUGGUGUCUCCAGAAGAUGUCUGGGCAGUAUGUUCCAGUGUUUUGCUCUCCCUUACACUACAAAGAUCCAUUCCUGUGUUUAAGUAGAGCUUUGUUAUUUCCACUUGUGCUCUCUUCCUCUUGUCCAUCACUAGAUUUACUGGGAAGAGUUAAGCUCUUCUUCACUCCUCCCUCUCAGGCAUUGACACAGGCUGGUGAGGUGACCUGACCUUUCUCUUCUCCAGGUGAGAGAGACAAUCCCAGCUCUCCUAAAUUCUCCUUGUCUGUAAGAUACUCCAGUCACUUAACCACCUCUGUGGCCCUUAACUGGAUUCACUCUUGUGUGCCCAUUUCUGUGUUGGACUGGGGAGCCCAGAACCGGACCCAGCACUCGAGUUGUGUCUCAGGAGAACUGAGCAGAGUGAAGAGUCCCCUCCCUCAGCUUGCUGGCAGUGCCCCUUCAGUGCACUCCAGGGGACUCUUGGUUUCUUUGCUGCAGGGGCCCCUGGUGGCUCAUGGCUUGCUGCUGUUCUCUGCAAAGCUGCUCUGCAGCUGCUCAGUCCCCACUCUGUGCUGGUGGACAGGGCUGUUCCCCCGUGCAGGACUUUGCACUUUUCUUUGUCGACCUUUGUAACUCUUGUUUGCCCGUUUCUCCAGCCUGCUGAGUCCCUUUGAAUGGUUUGCUGAGCGUGAUGUGUGCCAGCCCCUGGGUUGAUACUAAAAACGUGCAGGAGUGUGGCCCCAGCAGGGCCCUGGCUGCACUGGUGGUGACUGGCACCCAGCAGGAUGCUUGGCCACUGAUCACAGCAAUGCCCAGCAGCUCAGCCAGCUCCAGAAUGUCUGCAGUCUUCUUGUGCUCCACAGUUCAGGAGGAAUGUGUGGGUUUAGAGUGGCCUAAAAUGCCCUGGGAAAGCAUAUAUGGUGAUGUUUCUCUUGGCUUUUUUUGUAAGUCUUGUGUCAGACUUUUAAGCAACAAGGUGAAUUUACAGAUUUUUCAAAGGCAUUUAAUAAGACAUAGUUGUACAAUCAGCAUCCUUUUUUUCCUGCUUUCUUUUGACAUUACUUAGUUUAGAAUCUGCUGGGGGUUUUGCUAACUGAUUUUUUUAAAGAAAGAAGAUUCUUAUGUAGCAGUAUUUUGGCACUUUUCUUAAGAAUAUGUUGUAUGUCAACUACAAAAUGUAAUCACAAUCUACUGUGUAGCUGAUAACAAUACCAGAUUUUGUAAUGUUUUUGGUAAGUACAUUGUUUUUACACUUCUGCUAAAUUAUAAUUCACUACUCUGGAAAUUGUAUUACCUCUCCUGUAAAUAAUUUACAGUUGGUGUUCUUAUAUAAUGAUGUUGUAAUAGCCAACAUUUACAAAUUUGCAACAAUCAUUCCUGUAAUUUACAUUAUUUUGUACUAAUUUUAAAGCAGUUAUGGGGAAAAACAUGAUUGCUGUUUGCAGUUCUGGAUUGACUCUCUAGAUGUAUUUUUAUAUUGAGAAACAGAAGAUAUUUAAAUGCAGUGCAAAAAGAAUUCCAGAUGUUCCCCUGACUUUCUGCUGUGUAAAAGAAUUAGUUAUCUCUAAUUGUCAUGCCAUUCUUGUCUUUCUAGUAUCUUUUAUUGUAGUCUUAUUUCCAUGUUGAAUGUAUUGGUUCUGGAAUUGUUAGUACCUAAAUUACUGAUUGUUAUUGAGUCUUGUAUGCCAGGUUACUGUGACAUGUGAACUUGUCUGGGGUUUUCACUGCUUCUGACUGGGGGGUUCUUGUUUGUACUGCAGAAGUACAACUUCACAACUGCUAAAAAAGGACAUCUCCGUCUGUGGACAAGUACUGUCUUAGCUCAUGGAUUCUUGAUGGUAGCAUGGGUUUUGUGUACCAUUUGGAAAAUUUCUGGACAGAGAUCCACUUUUUGGAAUCUACCAGGUUUGAUGCUGUACUUGUGUAGUUUAGGUUCUGGGUUUGGGUUUUAAGCUACACCUUUAGAAGAAUUAACUUCAUUGUCUACUGGGUAUCAGUUCACUUGUAUGGCAGCUAUGAGUACAUCCUAAUUGACUGUUAGUAAUUUGAUUUUUAGAGGCUUAAACUGACAAGUGCAGUUCCUGCUAUGUGGUUAAUCCCUAGUCUUAAUUCACAUGAAGCAAUAUGUGAAAGAAAGAAAGGAAAAGGUUAGUAAUCUAAAAAUGACAGCUUGAAGCUUGUGCUUUGUCAGUUGAUCUAUUUGG